Molecule: messenger RNA, 775 nt
Organism: Symbiodinium necroappetens
Lineage: Eukaryota; Dinophyceae; Suessiales; Symbiodiniaceae
Source: the annotation of a GenBank genome assembly
GCGAGCCCUGGUGCGACUAUCGCUCGGCUUCUCGCUUCUGGCAUGGCCCAGCUGGAGCUGCGAGACCUCCUGGAGCGUCGCCUCGAGAGCCUCCUCGAGCCGCUGCAUCGGAGGCGGUCGAAUUCGUGCCGCUUCGCUGCCAGACCAGCCGAAGGAAUCUAAUCUCCACAAAGAAUGGAGAGUGCGCCUUCUGAAGCCGGGCCAGGACACUGAAGACAUGAGAGCCGUCUAUCGACUUCAGCGAGAAGUUGGGGGCGUCUCUGAGCUGAUGGUGGCCUUGCAGCCCGUGAUUGGGCAGGGCUAUGCAUCCUACGUCAUCGCAGAAGCUGGGAAGGAGGUCAUUGGCUGUGCACAGCUGGGCCGUCUGGCCAUCGGCGGCUUCUUUGUACUGAGAUGUGACUUUGUAGUCAACACCGUACUGGUCAAUGCGGCGGAGCGCCGCAAAGGUGUAGGAACAGCUCUGGUGGAGGAAUUGCAGCACAGGUUGCCCCAAGAUGUGCCUGGCUCGGGCGACUUCGCUGCAUGGGCCAUGACGGAUGGCUCCGAUGCUGCAGCGGGCACCUUCUUCACUUCCCUCGGUGCAGAACGAAUCGGUGGCCUCGGUGAGCUCCUUUGGAUCUCGCCCUUUGCAGCGCUUGGCCUCGUGAUCACAGCCGGCGCACUCUUCCGUGGAGACCUCUGCAUCUUCCGUCUGCCUGGCAAGAGUGACGCGGUAGAGUAUUCUUCUCUCGGAAGGCUGGAGCCAUGGAAUGCGCAGGAUUCUGCAAGGAUGUAG